Triticum aestivum (bread wheat) is the source of this 1891-nucleotide messenger RNA. RefSeq lists its product as uncharacterized. Lineage: Eukaryota; Viridiplantae; Streptophyta; Magnoliopsida; Poales; Poaceae. The transcript is spliced from 3 exons. The record is from RefSeq and is a predicted model, not a curated record. The coding region runs from base 272 to 1759 and encodes 495 amino acids.
GCAAAAUUUUCAGAGUGGCAAUUGUGAUAAUUAUCAAAAGCUAAGAGUGGCAAAAAUGAAAUAAAAUUAAUUUGAUUUUGCCACAAAAUGGCAAUUGUGAUAAUUGUCAAAAACAAAGAGUGGCAAAAGUAAAAUGUGAAAAUCUAGAGUGGCAUAAGGAAAAUUGGCAAAAUCUAGAGUGACAAAAACAAAAUUUUCCCCUUCACUAAUUGAUUUGCCUUUGUCCAUCAUCCUCGACUCAUGCGUCUCGGCGCUUGAUUGGCCAUCAUCCAUGUACGCAGUCAUCUGGUUGGAAAGGCAACUUAUCACAUCUGAUCCCACAAAAUGGUCACCCUCAUCAUCUGUCAACUGGCCAUCAUCAGCGGUAUGGUCAGUCAAAUCUGUUAUAGAUACAUCCACCUCUUCCUCAGGCAAGUCAAGCAUGGAGACACAUGUGUCGAGGAUGUUGGAUAUGAUGGUGCUGGUUUCUGAUGAUAAGAGUGAGUCGGACGGUAUGACCAACUUGUGCAAAUAUUACAAGAUCCUUGAAUUUGAGGAUGAGAAGGUGUUGGGCAAGAUGACUGCUGAGAAUUUAAGGAUGUAUUACAAAUUUCGUACGGAGCUAUUAAAGAUGGAAGCCAGCUUAUGCGAGUUCCGGGAGCAGAAUGAAAAGGAUGACCUGAGGUGGGAGCAGGAUAAAAAGGACGCACUGAGCUGUUGCAGAACAGACCCGACCCCCUUCUCACUUCAGGACGCAGUAGGGGAGGAGGGGGAGGAGGAGGAGGUGACAGAAUUCACAGAAUCAGACAAAGAGGAGAUGGAGAUGGAGGACAGGUUGUUUUCUGGAAAACGUGAAGUCUGGGAAUCCGCAUGGGGAUGCUAUGGUGAAUUUGAAGACAGUACCGCAGUGAGUCCUAUGCACUUUACACAUUGCACGCCGGGACUGAUCCCGUACGCCGCUCGCUCUGUGAGCACCUUGCAGAUCUACUCCUUGAAGAUUGUUGGAACAGAUGGAAAGUUGAAGUUACCACUCCAUGUGUAUGGUGUUGUUGCUGCCCGAGACACCGUGGACUGCAACCGCAACAUUCUCUUCUUUAGGCGAAGGGAAGACUGUCAAAAACUCACUCCAGAGGAUCCAUUUUUGCACUUGACUGGCCCGUCCCGUGCCAUCGUGGCUGUGGACCAUGUUGACUUCGAAGUCCAACUGAAAGUAAAGGGUGCAACAAGGUACAGCGACAAAGCAUUGAUCAGUCAUUGCUGCACUUAUUCUGGUGGUUAUCAUGAAGGUUUAGAUACCGCUCUCAUCAGCAACUACUUUUGCACGGUAGAGUUAAGCUUGGAGCGACUCACAAAGACAGUCCAGGCUACCAUCUUAAGUGUCCGUGUUGUUGAAGGGGGACCUUGGCCUUUUGAAUAUGGUGGUCGGAUUGUGUGCUCCUCACCACCACAGGAAGUUAUGGACUCCCUGGCCAGGCAAGUUGUGUUGGUUGAUUCUCGUUCUUCUGAUGGUGGAGAAAUGCCAAUGGGCACAGAUGGCUACCUUGAUCUGUCAAGGCAUGUUGUUUCUGUAGAACUGGAAGAAAGCCUGCAAUUUGUUAUACAAGCCUACUCGCAGUCUGGUGAUGCUAUUGCUAGACAAGGUCAUGUCAAGUUCAGGGCCGAAUAUUGCAAUGUAAGUCGAGGUAUAUGUGAGAUUGGUGACUCUAAGGUGGAGAUUACUGUUGCUUGGUCCAAACUUGUUACCAAAAGGAUGGAUAUCCUCUUAGAAGGACAUGUUUGAUGGUUCUUGUGCAUUGGAGGUUAUGGACUACAGAACCCGUUACCCAAAUUUAUCUGUUUGUCCCUUGCAUGUGGUUUGUGAAACUGCAGAACUAUUUUUGUAUUGAUAUGUCCAACUAUUUGUGUUUCUGAC